CCUUUUAAGCAACAGAGCUUUUGUACUCUUUCAUUUAGUCGGGUUCCCUCCUGAGGAUUCCAGCUUAUCUUUCCUUCUCACUCCUUUUUCUAGACAGUGAGGAGUUCAACGUCAACCGUGAGAGACAGCCUAGGAUGCAUCUCUACCUGGAGGGUGCUGAUUGAAAACUUAAAGAUUCUCCUCCAAAUAACUGCUGAUUUUGAGCUAGUGCUUCCUCCUGUUAGCUUUGUCAAAAGCGAGGGCUUUCAAUUAAGGAAAAAACAGCUUUAUGAAGGUGGCCACAUAAAAGACAUCACCCUACCUACCAGGUCUCUUUAGAUGGAAUUUAAAGCUGCAGAAACCUUGUCACCAGAAGGAUUAAUAUCUGCAUUAGCAUUUCUGCAAUAAAAAAAAUUUCAAAGCUAAGUGGUGGAGGGCCACGGACAGCCUCAAACCUGGAUUCUUCAGCUCGACAUUCAGCGUUGGAGUUUUUAAUUACUUGCUCUAGGGAAACCAUUGCCAAUGCUUACAAGGAACUGCUUAUCCCUGGUUCUCUGGGUCCUGUUCGAUGGAGGUCUCUUAACACCACUUCAUCCACAACCACAACAGACUUUAGAAGGUGAGCUGAGGGGAAAUGUUGUCACAGCACCAGAGAGGAGGACACCCGCCAUGCGGGUCAAGCGAGGCUGGGUGUGGAAUCAGUUCUUUGUGCUGGAGGAAUACAUGGGCUCCGAACCCCAGUACGUGGGAAAGCUUCAUUCUGACUUGGACACGGGAGUGGGAAGUGUUAAGUAUACAUUAUCAGGAGAUGGCGCUGGUACAGUGUUUACCAUUGAUGAGACCACAGGAGACAUUCAUGCCAUAAGGAGCCUUGACCGUGAAGAGAAGCCUUUCUAUACCCUACGUGCUCAAGCGGUGGACAUCGAUACAAGGAAACCACUGGAGCCUGAAUCAGAGUUCAUAAUCAAAGUUCAGGACAUUAACGAUAAUGAGCCAAAAUUCCUUGAUGGGCCUUAUGUUGCCAGUGUCCCCGAAAUGUCUCCAGUAGGGGCAUAUGUGCUGCAGGUCAAAGCAACAGAUGCUGAUGACCCUACUUAUGGAAAUAGUGCCAGAGUAGUUUACAGCAUUCUUCAGGGACAGCCAUAUUUCUCCAUUGAUCCCAAGACAGGUGUUAUAAGAACAGCCUUGCCAAACAUGGACAGAGAAGUUAAAGAACAAUAUCAGGUUCUUAUUCAAGCCAAGGACAUGGGAGGUCAGCUUGGAGGACUGGCUGGAACUACUACAGUGAACAUAACUCUCACUGAUGUCAAUGACAAUCCACCAAGAUUUCCCAAGAGUAUCUUCCACUUGAAAGUACCUGAGACUUCUCUUGUUGGUUCAGCCAUUGGAAGAAUCAGAGCAGUGGAUCCUGACUCUGGGAAAAAUGCAGAGAUUGAAUAUACUAUUGUUCCAGGAGACGGAGGGAACUUGUUUGACAUUAGCACAGAUGAGAACACACAAGAAGGAGUCAUCAAGUUGAAAAAGCCACUGGAUUUUGAAACAAAAAAGGCAUACACUUUUAAAGUAGAGGCGUCGAAUGUCCACCUUGAUCAUCGCUUCCAUUCCGUGGGCCCAUUCAAGGAUACUGCUACUGUGAAGAUCAAUGUGUUGGACAUGGAUGAACCUCCAGUUUUCAGCAAACCUUUUUACACUAUGGAGGUUUAUGAAGAUACUCCUGUUGGGACCAUUAUUGGAGCUGUUACAGCCCAGGACCUUGAUGUUGGCAGCAGUGUUGUCAGGUACUUCAUAGACUGGAAGAGUGACGUGGACAGCUACUUUUCUAUAGACAAAAUGGAAGGAACUAUUGCUACAAACGAAUUACUAGACAGAGAGAGUACUGCACGAUAUAAUUUUUCAAUAAUUGCAAAUAAAGUUAGCAAUCCACUAUUAACCAGCAAGGUCAAUGUCAUCAUAAAUGUCCUAGAUGUCAAUGAAUUUCCUCCUGAAAUUGCAGUGCCCUAUGAGUCUUAUGUGUGUGAAAAUGCAAGGCCAGGACAGGUAAUUCAGAUUGUCGGUGCAGUAGACAAGGAUUUGUCACCUGCUGGGCAAAGAUUCUCCUUUCGACUCUCGCCUGAGGUGUCCACAAAGCCAAAUUUCACAGUCCAUGAUUUCAGAAACAACACAGCUGGAAUUGUAGCCAGGAGAAGCGGGUAUAGCCGUCGGCAGCAAGAGCUGUAUUUCCUUCCAGUUGUGAUAGAAGAUAGCAGUUACCCUAUACAAAGCAGUACAAACACAAUGACAAUCCGGGUUUGCAGAUGUGACUCUGAUGGUACCAUCCUCUCAUGCAAUGUUGAGGCAAUCUUCCUGCCAGUUGGACUCAGCACGGGGGCCUUGAUUGCAAUCUUGUUGUGCAUUGUUAUACUUCUAGUCAUCGUGGUUCUGUAUGUAGCGCUGAGGCGGCAGAAGAAAAAAGACACCCUCAUGACCUCUAAGGAAGACAUCCGAGACAACGUCAUCCAUUAUGAUGAUGAAGGAGGCGGCGAAGAGGACACUCAGGCCUUCGACAUUGGGGCCCUGAGGAAUCCAAAAGCAAUUGAGGAUAACAAAAUACGCAGGGAUAUAAAGCCAGAAGCUCUCUGCUUACCUCGUUCGAGACCACCCACAGAGGACAACACAAAUAUCAGAGAUUUCAUAAAUCAGAGGCUGAGGGAAAAUGAUGGAGAUCCCUCAGCACCCCCUUAUGACUCACUAGCGACAUACGCUUAUGAAGGAAAUGGAUCUGUGGCUGAAUCUCUCAGCUCUAUAGAUUCACUCGCAACUGAGGCAGAUCAGGAUUAUGACUAUUUGAGUGACUGGGGACCACGUUUUAAAGUCUUAGCAGAAAUGUUUGGCGAAGAAGAAAGUUAUAAUCCUGAUAAAGUUACUUAG
Messenger RNA from Rhineura floridana, 2886 nucleotides. It is a transcript of the gene CDH12, whose product is annotated as cadherin 12. Gene Ontology annotation, biological process: adherens junction organization; cell morphogenesis; multicellular organism development. Bases 502 to 2886 code for a protein of 794 amino acids. The transcript is spliced from 13 exons. Gene Ontology annotation, molecular function: calcium ion binding; cadherin binding. The record is from RefSeq and is a predicted model, not a curated record. Gene Ontology annotation, cellular component: catenin complex; adherens junction; plasma membrane. Lineage: Eukaryota; Metazoa; Chordata; Lepidosauria; Squamata; Rhineuridae.